CAUAAGCAUGAAUAUAAAUAAACAAAACACAAAAAAGAUAUAAAAAAUAUAUUUUUCAUUUUUUUUUUCAAAUUCUUGGCAUCUAUUUACAUUUUAAAAAAAUGGUUAAAACGUUGACUCUCAAAGUAAAAACAAAAAAUGGCCAAAAAAUAGUAAACAGCCUUACUACUGAAAAUACAAUAAAAGAUCUAAAACAUACUUUAAGUACAGUAUCUAACAUUUCUGCUGAUUACCUUCAAGUACUUUAUGGUUUCCCACCAACCGUUAUGGAUAUUAGCGAGGAUGAUGUAAAAUUAGAGAAUAGUGGAUUAGCAACAGGAGACACCCUUAUAUUACAAGAAUUAUCUACAGCUUCAAAGACACCAAACAAUAAACCCACAGCUGCCUCAGAAACUGAAGCAACUACCAAAGAAUCUGAUGAAUUACCUGGUCUAUUAUUAAAACAAGUUGUACCUGCUGACAACUCUUGCCUGUUCACCAGCAUACACUUUGUAUUAAAUGGAAAAAUAGAUGACAGUGGAGAGGCGGCACCAUCAUUAAGAAAACUAGUGGCGGAAUUAAUUAGGAAUGACAAAGUCAAUUUCGAUGAAGCAAUUUUAGGAAAAUCCGUUGAUCAAUACUGUACCUGGAUUCAAAACGACUCGUCUUGGGGUGGCGCUAUUGAAUUGGCAAUUUUAAGUAAUUACUAUGGUAUUGAAAUUGCUGUAGUAGACACUACUAAUGCUAUUGUAAAUAGAUUUGGGGAGGACCAGAAUUACCCAGUUCGAGUUCUUCUGAUGUUUGAUGGAAUCCAUUAUGAUCCUUUAUAUUUGGAACCUGCUGAUGGCGGAAAAAUUCAAACAAUGUUUGAAUCCUCAGACGACCGAAUUUUAUGCGAAGCGAAAACUUUAGCCCAAGAAGCAAAAUCUAGUAGACAGUUCACGGACGUCAAUAAGUUUACCCUUAAGUGCCUGGUGUGUAAUAUUAUGAUGAAAGGACAGACAGAAGCUCAGUCGCACGCGCAGCAAACCGGACACGCCAAUUUCGGAGAAGUUUGAUAAAGAAAACAAUACUAUUUUGUAGAAGUAAUAUACUAUGGUUGCCUUUUAAGUACUACUUUUAGAAUGAAAGCGUUUCAAUUGUUGCAUGACGUUGAAUAGCGGGGAUGAAUAGGUUAUAAGAUACAUAUUGUGGUAAUUUUUAUUCUUGUCUGAUUAGAUCGUGAUUUGAAAUAAAUUGUGGCUUUAUUUA
This is a messenger RNA of Anthonomus grandis grandis, 1230 nucleotides long. RefSeq names its product ubiquitin thioesterase OTU1. The record is from RefSeq and is a predicted model, not a curated record. Gene Ontology annotation, molecular function: cysteine-type deubiquitinase activity; protein binding. Gene Ontology annotation, cellular component: nucleus; cytosol. NCBI's taxonomy places the organism in Eukaryota, Metazoa, Arthropoda, Insecta, Coleoptera, Curculionidae. Gene Ontology annotation, biological process: protein deubiquitination; endoplasmic reticulum unfolded protein response. The transcript has 3 exons. The coding region runs from base 102 to 1037 and encodes 311 amino acids.